UUCUAAGGUGACGUGUCACAAUGACUCUUGCAGCGGAAGACUGCAUGUGCCCAAUAUGCAUGUGUAUAUUGGUGGAGCCCGUCACGAUGCCGUGCAAGCACACCCUGUGUUACCCCUGCUUCAAGCAGAAUGUGGAGGAAGCUAGCCUGGCAUGUCCCAUGUGUCGAGUCCGAAUCGCCGUGUGGGCCAGAAGGGGAGCUAAAAAUGGCACCUUGGUGAACAAAAAGCUGUGGAAUCAAAUUCAGCAGCUCUUUCCGGAGAAAGUGGAAAAACGACAGAAAGGGCUGGAUGACAGCAUUGAUGAGCCUGUGUUCCAACCUCUGAUCAGUAUUGCUGAGCCGGGGGAAAUACGGAAAGAAUAUGAAGAACAGAUGAAAAGGCUGGAGGCCCAGAGGGAGGAAGAGAGGAAAAAAGAACAAGAGGCAAGCGAGGCCCUGAUUAGGCAGCUGGAGGAAGAGGAAGCCAGGAGGAGGGAACUAGAAACCAGGGACAGGGAACUAGCUAAGGAGAUCAGUGAAGAGGUCAACCAGAGUAUCAAUGGUGAUGAUUCUGUUUUGCUGGCUGGAGAUGAUGCGGCACAUCGCCAGACUCGCAGUACGUCCAGUACAUCCUCCUGUAGUGCCUCUAGUAGCAGACCCCCAUCAACCAUUGAUUCCCUGCUCCGAAAAAUGAGAGAAGCAGAAAAGCUGAAAGCAGCAGACGCGGCCAGCAGAAAGGCAUCUUCGCCGUACCCUUACAAGUGUUAUAGUCCUACAGAGAAGGCUUCUAAACAGAAGAAAGGGAAGGAACAUAGUGGUGCCUCCCCAUUUCUUUAUAAAUGUAAUGAUUCCACAGAGAAGUCGACCCAGGGGAGAGACAUGGUUUCUAGGAACUUGUCGUCUGCUGGACUUUCCUCAAGAAGCUGCACCAGCACCAGUGAAAUGGAAAAUGCUGAGGAUGAUGAUGACGAUGAAGAUCUUCCAUCAAAAUAUGUCUCUCUUGGUCUUCCAUCACUGGAGACUGCCAUAGAAAAUAUAAGUGAUCGCUCUGAUGGGGAAAUAUUUGACAAAGACUCUGUUGAGGUGAUAGAGAGAUGUCAGAGUUCUGAGAGUACGGACAGCAUUAGUCAGGAGAUCAGUCACUUUCGACCAAUCAGAGUUUGUCCUCUCACCCCGCCUCGUAAACUUCCCAGCGGAAAGGUUGUCGAGGCACCACUUAUCCGUACCACGCCAAGAAACUUGAGUAAAACGGACUUCGGAUCUCCAGUCCGGACUCUUUCUGAUUUGGAUGCUUCCAGUCCAAUCAUGCAGAGAAGAUUAUCUGAGUUGGAGGAAGAGCGGAAGACCAUUGUCAAUAAGUUGUCCAAGUCUACAAGCACAGAGACUAAAAAAGACACCAAGAAAUCCAAGGUGGUGACCUUGACGCGUGAUCAUGAUUAUAGUGGGACUGACAAAGCUAGCGGUGAUCAUGAUUACUCAGCCAUGGUGAUUAAUCUGGAGGCAGACAAUCCGGAAGAUUCUUCUCUGAAUGAGAGCAAGGAAGAUUCCAGAAGUGUGGAAGAGAAAUCCAAUACAAACAAAUACAAACUGAAAAAGCUUGUCAUUCCAUUGGAACCCACAUUUAACGAUGAUGACUUUGACAUUCCACCCAUGAAGGAAAACAAUCCGCAAAGAAUAAAUAGUGAGACAACCACAGUAGCGGGAAAGCAAUCACCAAUUCUAACAAAAAGUAAAAGUGAACAGGACACUAGUGUGCGACAGAAAAAGGUGCAGAAAUUAUCUGGGAAGGCAAGAGUGGCAUUAAAAAGCCCUCAGCGGACUAUCACAGACUGGAUUAAACAAUCCGCGGAGUGUAGCGGACAGAACAAUUAUCACUUGGAGCCCAGUGGUAGGGACGAUGUGGAUGGGGAACCAGUUCGUAAAGUUACGCAAGGACAAUCAGACAGUGUGACAGCAUUAGGGGAUGGUCCACGAAGAAAGGCGAAACAAAACAAAAAGGUCAAGACAUAUCCAAAACGUGAGAGAAAACCGUACAACCCAGACCCCAUGUGGACGUUUGUGAGUGCAGUGCACAAGAGACAACACUUGGACUUGGAUGAAAGUUCAAAGGACAGUAGUGUUUGUAGUGGUUUGUUGGAUGAACAGAAUGUAGAGACAAGAGAUGCCCCUAAACCGCAUUCAAAGAAAAGGACAGCUACAUCCGUUAACAAUGAAAAACCUAAGAAAAGAAGGAAAGUGACAGAGAAUAGAUCCAAACUGAAGCAGACGACAUCUAAAGCCAAACUUAAGUCAGUCCAGCAUUCGCAGGCCAAAAAUCCUAUCCUUAACUUCUGCUCGCAGUCAAACUUAAAACGGGUGAAGGACGCCAUUAAAAAUAACCAGUUAUUGGAUGAAGAGGCCGAUUUCAGAGUCAGUGGUGGGGAGAGAUUGGACAGGGAAACACAGGAAAUGAUGGACAGAAAACUAGCUGAAGAACUCGCUAAGCAGUACGAGAUGGAGGUGAAAACUGGUUUUCAGUUUUUCAAGCUGAAGGGGACCUCAGAGGAAUACAACUUCCGACGGAAACCGAAGCUCUCCAUCUGAUCAUUUCACCCUGAAAAAGAUGAACUGUGCAAUUACACAGCCUGAUUUAUUUGUCUGUUAUGAGGGCCAUAUCAGGUCAAAGAAAGAGGCAUUCUUUUUUUUUUUUAUAAAGAUAAACAUAUUGAUCUAAAUGAUGCAUUUUCACUUUGGUUUAAUUUUCCAUUUAUUUAAUGUUUUAAGUUGAUCAGUGAUUGAUCAUUGAAGUGAUUGAUAACCAUUGAAUAAUGGGUUGUUUUAAUUAUGUUCACUCUACAAUCUACCAGGUACAUAGUUUUCUUGCCCCUCUUUGCCUUUAUGCUUUAUGUCCCUAUUGACAAUAAAACAUCAUCAUGUAUCUUAGAAAGAUGGUCAAGUUAUUCUACAUUGAUAUUUUUAUUUUUUUCUCAUAGGAAAUGGUAGUAAAGUAAAUCAUUAAACUCGAGUAGACAUCAAAAUUUAGAAGUUUAGUACCUUACAUACCUACAUUUGUGACAGGUUUCUGGAAUUUGUUGACAGAAAUGCCUUUAUUAUCAUUGAGAUAAGCAAAGCGAAGUAUAAUUUAUAAGACUUUACUUUUAUAAUAAAAAGGUGUCUGUUUUACUUAAUUUGAAAGAAAUACCAGAAAAUGCUAAAUUGGUCUUGAAGAAAAAAAGAAGGCAUGAAACCAUAGAAAUUCGUACUGUAAACCAACUUUUAUUCGCGACAACUUUAUUUCACGAUUUACAAGGGAUAAACUAGUUCGCGACAAUUAAUUUUCGCGAUCAAGUCUUUUUGGAUCUGUAGUUAAUAGACAAAUACACUUUAAUGACCAGUUCGUGGUGAGAAAUAUUCGCGAUGAAGAGGCUCUCGCGAACUUCACGAAAAUUUCUCACACGCGAAUAAAAGUUGGUUUACAGUAAAUGUAUGAUAGAUGUUAAAGCUAAGGCUUUAAGUUGGAGGAAAGUCUCCCUAAAGCAUGUUCAUGUCCAUAUGAUGCUUCACAAUUUUAUGCAAAAUGAAAAGUAAUGUAUUCUACUUAUUUUUUUUGUAAAUAUUAUGUGAUGUCAAAAUAUGAAAUAUAUAAUGUAGGGCAACAAAUUACAUGUUUGUAUAUGAUCCUGUAUAGCAGGUAUAGAGAAAUCUGUGUAUACUUCAAAAGUAGUCAGUGUUUGUAGGAUAAAUAUUUAUAUUGAAUAAAUUCAUUAUAUUUUGGCAAAGUAAUAGGAUCUAGGAUUUUUAAAAGUCCAUAUUCAUUCAAAAGAAUUUACUUCAUCCAUGCUGAAACAUGAGGCCUUUUUAAAGAAUAUUUCAACUAUAACCAAAGAUUUAAUUGAAUGUAAAACCAUGAAAUUUGAUAUGCAACUGUUGAAAACUAAUUUUAUAAAAGUAUUUACAUUUUGGUCCAAGCUGCAAGUUAUUUUGUAAAAUGGAGACCAUAUCUUUGAUCUUAAUUUAAUUGUAAUUGCUUAAAGCAUGAACUGGAUAUCCAAAACUAGACAACUGGUACACAGUUCCAUAAAGCCCGUAGUAAUUUCAUUACUUAAGUAGUUUCUCUGAAAAUGUAGUUUAAUGUUGAAUGAAAAAUCUUUUCUUUUUUUUUUUUUAAACAAUUUUUGUUUUAUUCUUUAUCAGCAAUAAAUUUGAAAUAUACUUUCCUUUAGGACUGUAUUUUUUUUUCUCUGUGAACUGUAAGUUUUAAUUUUUCCAAGUUUUAAAAAUAUUUUGUGUAUGUUUUCCUUUGUCACAUAUACAGAAAACCAGCAAUAUCAUAUGCGAUCUGCUUCAAUAUAUUUUCCCUGCUUACGCAAGGUUCCCCCAUGAUGUAUAUCUCCUGUUUAAUGGCGGCCAUUUUUGUGUUCUUGUUACUGAGACUUACUCUGUUGACUUGUAAUAUACAUUGUACAGAUGUACUGUUAUGCUUAUUAAAUUGUUGGCAACUUUUUGUAAUGAUUAAAUUAAAAAUGAUUUUAAAAUUCGA
Saccostrea cuccullata (small rock oyster) is the source of this 4497-nucleotide messenger RNA. RefSeq names its product E3 ubiquitin-protein ligase RNF168-like. Gene Ontology annotation, cellular component: nucleus; site of double-strand break. The record is from RefSeq and is a predicted model, not a curated record. NCBI's taxonomy places the organism in Eukaryota, Metazoa, Mollusca, Bivalvia, Ostreida, Ostreidae. Gene Ontology annotation, molecular function: ubiquitin-protein transferase activity; nucleosome binding. Gene Ontology annotation, biological process: double-strand break repair.